GUCCGAGGCAGGGCCCGAGGAUGCGGAUGAGAGCCAGCUCUCGGGGUGCCGAUCUGCGGAAGCGUUGAAGUACAGGAGGCUACCCAUGGCAAGCCCGACUGCGCGACGGCAGCGGCGGCUGGGGGGCUUCCUUGGGACAGUGCCGACGGGGCCACCAGCCUCAAUGACGGGGCCAGCGGCAACAUGAGGAGCGGCCCUAAGAGGGAUGGCAACAGUGGCGGCGAUGGAAGGCCCUCUGGGUGCCUACUACAGCCCCCGGCCUUGGGAGGCAGCCCAGCAGCAAGAACAACAGCAACAACUCACGGUGUUGACGCCACGGGUGGUGUCGGUAGUGGUGGUGGUGGCUGCACCAGGCUUCCCGGGCAGAUUUCGUUGCUGGCGUUGGCGGCAGGAGGUCGCGCGGCGGCCUCUGUGUCCCGCAGCGAGCAGCUGCAGCAGCACCAGGGGGCUGCGGCAGCUGCUCCCCCGCCGGUGGCAGUGGCCUCGGUGGCGUUUGUGGAGUGCCUGAGGGAGCCGCUGGGAUCAGGUGCGCCCUACGAGACUGCGGGUGGCAGCUGGCUGCUUCACCUUGCGGACGCGGACAGUGGCAGCAGCAGUAGCGGCAGUGGCAGCGGGGGAAGAAUGCCGGGAGCAGGAGCAGGGGGGCAGAUACGUGGCGGUGGUGCCGGUGAUGGUAGUGGUGCUGGGGGCGCAGGAGGAGGAGGCACAGCGGUGCCCAUGUACCUGCACAGCGAGUUGAGGCUGCUCGUGAUGGGGAGGCUGCCGUUGCUGGCAGCUGGACGGCGGGUUCGCAUCGCAGCAGUGCCCCCUCGCACCGGCCCUGCAGCCGCCAGCCCCAUGGCUUCCCGGCUGCUGCCCACUCGGCACCUGGUCCCGGAGCUGCCCCCCUCCUGGCUGGCUGGGGGCUGCUGGCCGCAUGUGGACGCGCUGAGACACGGAGGCAGUGAGCCCUGGAGCCUGCAGGCGGCCAAUGAGGACGCUGCCGCCUCGCUGGCUCCCGGGUGCUGCAAGGUGGCCGAGGGCUGGGUGCUGGCGCGGGUGGCGGCGGUGGAGCCGCACCCGCCCGCAGAGGGGGGCGCGUACGACCGACACAGGCAGAGAACCGUACAUCUAGUCAACCCCGCGCUGCCAUCAACAACGUUGCCAUCAACCGCCAGCAGUUGUACGACAACCUUCACGCUAUACGGCGAUGCCGUAGCAAUGGGAGAUCUGAUCCUGCCGGGAGAAACGAUUGCCGUAUAUCAGCCCCUGGUCAUGGUCCAGGCCUCAUCCGCCAGGGCUGUUGUUAACAACCUGGAGGACGAACGACAACAAGAUGCGCGUACGGCGGCGCCUGUCGUAUUGUACGAAUAUACACCGGAGACCCUUGUGGUUGUGCUGCCGACGACGGAACGGACAACGGAGGCAAGUGCAACCGGGCUUGCGGUUAUGGGGCAACAACAACAACAGCAGCAGCUGCAGCAGCAGCAGGCCUCAGUAUACAAUCACCCGUCGGAACAAGAGCCCCUUCACGCCGUGUCGGGUUUAGGUUGCUUCUCAUCCUCCUCUCCACAACCUGCUACUGCCGCUGCCGCUGCUGCCGUUACGAGUCCUGCAACACGUACUGCUAGUGGUACGGCAGUAGCGCUUGCAGGACGCGUAAGCCCAACAGCUACUCCUGUCGUACACUUGGCAUCCACUACCGCUGCUACCACUGCUGACGUCGCCGCCGCUGCUACAGCCGCCCUGGCAGUCCCUCCCGGCUGCCGUACAGCGGUUGUAGCGCGUGUAGAGGCGCUGCUGGGGUUCAAUCACGGCGCAUCUAUAAACAAAGGGGGUCGUGUACGAGCGCUGCUGAGCGACGGUACGGGUCGUGCUGCUGUGGAGAUGCACCUGGAGAAGGGGAGCAAGGCCCCUAGCCACCUUCGGGAGGGUCACAUUAUCGUGCUCCUAGGUGCCGUACCGCUACCAACCGUCAGCUCAACCGCCAUGACUCUGGCCUCCCUAGCGGCAGCCACCCAACCACGGCAACAAUCACAGCAGCAGCAGCAACAGCAGCGUCCACAACAACACCCGCAGCAGAUGCAGCAGCAGCUACACCGGCAAGGUUCGUUUGGCGACGACGGCGGCAGCAACAUUGGAGGACAUAGAGGAUCAGCAGGCGUGCAGCCGCUGUCAUCCUCAGCAAAACUGCCUGUCGUAUUGCCCGCGUUCGUGUGGGUCGAGGCGGCAGACGGUAGCGAGGUGCACAGCCUAACAGCCAUGCCUGCCCAAGUCACCACGCCCUCCCUGGUGUCGUACACCUCAUUAGCUGCCGUACAGCUCGCGACUUCUUCGCUGCAGCUCCGAAGCCCUGGUGUUGUCCUUCCAUCGUACCAUUCGUACGGCAACCUGCCGACGCAGUACCACCCACCUGGCAACUAUUACCAGCACCAGCAUCACUACCAGCAGCAGCGGGGCGCUUGCCACCAGCAACAACAGGGCUUCAGCAUCGCUGGCGCCAGCAGCAGGCCUAGCAGCCCCAGUAGUAGCGGCGGGGGGAGCAGGAAUGGGAGUACGUGCGGAGGCAGCUGGCCCGCGGGGCAGUUUGAUGCCCUUGCGGCCGCGACCCGGCAAGUGCCGGAUACGAGAUCCGCAUGGGGCCGCGAUGUGCCGUACGUGCGUCAACCGUACAUUGGAACAACGACGGCGGUAGCUGCCUUCUCUGCUGCUGACACUGCCACUGCAACCAGUCCUGUGUUUAUGACAACUGGCGGGGGCCGCGCCAUCCGGCAUGUCACAAGUCCGUCUGCAUUGACAACAACAGGGCCCAGGCCAGGGCCAGCUGGUUUCGGUGCCACUGCCACUGCUACUCCCUGUACGGCUGCUGCUGCCGGUACGGCACGUGGUUCUUCACCACCAGCCUCUCCUUUAGCGUCAUCUCCCGGUGCGGCAGGGGCAGCUGCAGCUCCGAAACCGGAUGGGCUGUGUGGGGCGGUCGCGUGCGUGGUGGUGGUUCGAGCAGCGGAUGUGGCGACGCAUCGAGUACACAGGAACUGCGGGCGGCCGGUAGUUCGCUCCUCGGCCAUGAUGGACAUCGACUUUGCCGAUUUUGACGACGAUGAUGAUGACUGCGAUGGUGGUGGUGGGGCUGGCGGAGGGGCUGCUGGUGUAACCCCGGCAGCGGUGUCCGUGCCCCCUGGCCCUGCUGCUGCUGCUGCUGCUCCCUCCGCCGCCCAGGAUACCCCCAGCAAGGACCAAUCCAUGGACGGCUUGUGGGAGUGCGAGUUCUGUAAGGUGGAUGCGGUGAAGGAGGAGCUCGAGUGGCAGUACCACGGGUCGCUCACGCUGGAGGAUGUAGUGCAGCCGUACAACCCGCCUAGUACGACAACCACCACAAUGUCGUCGAUUGCAAAUCGAAGUUCAGGAGGGGGAGCAUCAGGAGCGGGGUCGCAGUUAUCCGUAGGGACGGUACCUGCGGCAGCAACAGCAGCCGCUGCAGCAGCGCAUGCAGCAGUAGCAGCCGCUACUGCGGCCGGCAAUGCCCCUGGGUUCGCUGCAACAUCGUCCGCAGCUAUAGCUGCUGCUACGUUGACGCUGCCCGCCGAUCCCGCUGCGUUGCAGGGCCUGCUGGGCGUCAGUGCGGCUGCAUUCCACUCCUUGGCUACUGCCCGGCGGCGCAAGGUGGUCGAGGUGAGAGGCGCGACCCACGGGUCAGCGAAUUAAGAGCCACAGCCUGCGUGCGACAUGCUUUUUCUCCUUUGUCCUGCGUGCUUACAGUACUGCCAUGCUGUUAAUACAUCCCUCCUUUACCGCCCCCUUUUUCUCUUUCUGUGUACCUCUUGCAGUCGCACACAGAGAAGUCUGCUAACUCAUCUCCCUGCCCUCCCUUGUCCAUAUUCAAUGCCCACUCCUUAAACCUCGAAGCCACCAUAUCAUGGACGGCACCCUUUCCUCUGCCUGAUACGCGAUGCAGUUCCCAACCCCGUCCCUUUCAUCCUUGGGAGCCGCUCUCUCCCCUUCCUGCAUAGCCCAUGACUUAACGGCCCUUCUCCGUUAUUCUGCAUUACUUUCUUCCAAGCCAAUUCCCACUCUGCCUACCUAACUCACUGUCCCCACGCGCAGAGCCGGCUACUGGACCGGAGAGGCGCUCCCAAGCGCUGUGUGGUGUCCAUCUACCCCAAGCCACCGCCCCUGGGAGGCGCAGAUUCAGCGGAUGGAGUGUCAACGGCGCUCAACUUCGGCGGGGGAGUGGGCGAAGGCGGUAGUGCUGGAUGCUCAUGCCCUGACCCGGCGCGGUUUUGGGCGGUUGCGCAGUUGCAUGAAGUCGAGUGAGGGAGAGGCAGGAGCCAAGAAGGAAUGGGGUGGGGCAGGGCAGUAGUUGCAUGCAAUGGCGCAGGGCUAUGGCGGGAGUCGUGGCAGCGGCGCUUGAGGAGGAGGAUGUCUGGAGAAAAGCCUCCUCCAUCGGAACUGGCCCGUUGCGGGGCCUCUCCGGUGGCAACGGCCCUUUUCGUGGCGCUGAUGUGGGUAGCUAGUGGCAGUGGUGGAGGCAGAGGCUUGUAUUGGCAACCUCUGGUGCGUUAAGAGUCACAAAUUCCAGCUAGUUACGUCGUUCCACGCAGACCGAUGCAACCUUGACACCGCCACACGCCAUCCUGCGACCUCGCCGCCAACAGCCUUAUACGCUAAACUCCAUGACACUCCUGAAGAAACUUGCACACGCCACGUACGGCACACCGUGAUGCAAUGCACGGUAAGCACGCAUGGUAUCUGUGAUGAG
Messenger RNA from Astrephomene gubernaculifera, 4738 nucleotides. NCBI's taxonomy places the organism in Eukaryota, Viridiplantae, Chlorophyta, Chlorophyceae, Chlamydomonadales, Astrephomenaceae. The record is from the annotation of a GenBank genome assembly.